Odontomachus brunneus is the source of this 1710-nucleotide messenger RNA. Its product is annotated as odorant receptor 46a-like. Gene Ontology annotation, molecular function: olfactory receptor activity; odorant binding. Bases 444 to 1622 code for a protein of 392 amino acids. The record is from RefSeq and is a predicted model, not a curated record. The transcript has 5 exons. Gene Ontology annotation, biological process: detection of chemical stimulus involved in sensory perception of smell; sensory perception of smell. Gene Ontology annotation, cellular component: plasma membrane. Lineage: Eukaryota; Metazoa; Arthropoda; Insecta; Hymenoptera; Formicidae.
AUGAUAACAAGAAAAAGGUUACGGUCUCGCGUAACGUGCAAUUCCCCGUUAUAUCGCGCUAGAUAGAAAAGUGCGUGCGCUUCAUCUCUCAAAACUCGCCUCAGAAAGCGAGAUCGAUUUCGAACAACGUGUUUCGGUGCAUUGACUUCGCCAGCGGCAACGACCUCCAGUACCAAAUGUGAGAUGCGGAGUUCGUCAGUUGCAUGCUCGGUCGCCUGGAAAAUCCCUGCGCAUCACGCAUUAAGCACGAAAUAUAAAUACUCCGCUGAAACGCUGCAGGGUCUGAUCAACCAUUUGUCUCCACACAUUCGCGAUAAAUAAUCGAUAUUCACUUGAGGUGCUAAACACAGUGCCGCUGAAGCAUUGUCUGGGCUUAUUUUUCAUGCAGAGAAGUGUCGCACCGUCACGCGUAGUGCCCCCAUGAAAUUUCCGCGAUCAUAGAUAUGCAACUGCUUUCACUGAAUAUUUUUCUAUGCACUCUGGGCGGCAUAUGGCGGCCUGUCAAGUGGACAUCAUGCUCCGCUAAGCUACUAUACCACGCGUUCAGCUUCUACAUAAUAGCCUCGCAGUAUUUAUUGGUGCUGACCCAAAUCAUAAAUCUCGUAAUCAUAUUUGGCGACAUCGAUGAAUUCCUUUUUAAUUUCCUAUCAUGUUUGACUCUCAUUGUCGUUUGUUUCAAAACCACAAUCGCAUUAAUGCAUCAAGAUGCGAUCAUCGACCUGAUACAGACGUUGUCGCAGGAACCGUGCAAGCCCCGGAACGCGGACGAAAUGGCGAUACAGACAAAAUUCGACGAGUUUAUUAGGUCAUGCACGAUAAAAUACGGGCUUAUGGCAACCGGCUCCAUCACGGGCGUCACCGUUAAAUCAGUGAUCGAUAUUAUGAAAGGUUUCUUGCCUUACAGAGCGUGGGUGCCGUACGAUUUGAGUUCAUUUGUGCCUUUCAUGAUCACGUCCAUUCAACAGAUAGUGACAUUGGUCUUCGCCACUAUCAUCAACGUCGGCAUGGAAACUCUGAUAUGCGGCAUGAUUUUGCAAACAUGCGCGCAAAUUGAGAUUUUCGAGGAACGUCUUCAAAAAAUGAUAAACAACAGAAGAGUCAGAUCAGUCAAUCAACAGAACAGCGGAGAUCCUGAAUGUUCCUCAACAGCUCCAACGAAUCACCAAGAAGAGAUAAUAUCCGCACACAUACGUCAUCAUCUUAUUAUUUACGAGUACGCAAAAACAGUAAACAAGGUGUUCAGACUUGUACUCUUUGUUCAAUUCCUCAUAAGUUUAAUCAUCUUGUGUAUGAGUGUGUAUUACUUGUCGUAUUACAUUACGGAUGUAGAAGCUUCGUCUAUGGUAGUAUACACUAUUUGCAUGUUUAUACAAAUUUAUAUUUAUUGCUGGUCCGGAAACGAGGUCAUACUUAAGAGUUCGAGUAUAGGAAACGCAGUGUAUCAGACAGAUUGGUGUAUGUUACCUACCAGCGAAAAGAAAGAUCUACUGAUGAUUUUAAAACGUAGUACGAUUCCUAUCAAAUUUACCAGCAGUUUCCUGAUUACUCUAUCUCUCGAGUCUUUCAGUGGCAUUCUCAGAACAUCGUACUCGGCAUUCAACGUAUUGCAACAGAAUUCUUGAGAUAGGAACAGUUGUAAAAAAUUGGAAAAUUACGAAUGUAUUUACCAAUAAUAUUAACGAUAAUAACUUUGUAGUAUAUGUAAAAUAA